AUGGAACCUGAUGUGGCAUGUGAACUUUGGAAUGCUGCGCCAAAACAAAACUUAAAGUUUUCAACCUAUGUUGGGGAUGACGAUACUACCACACUUAGCCACCUAAAUCAGAAUGUGCCAUAUGGGGUCGAGAAAUGGUCCGACAUUGAGCAUGCUAAAUGGUAAUUUUUACGAGUACAAAUUAUUGUUAAUGGACGAUACUCAAUGCGCUAGACCUAAAAAUUAUAGAUUUAAAAUGUCUAUGCUAAGCCAACUCGAAAGCUACUAUUGUCUAAACAAAGGAAGACUCUAUCACAGACUUUCAUUAUUUGCUUGCCAAACCCGUAGGCUACUGCACCCAGUAUCGUUUAUUAAUUAUUGUCCAAACCACUAUGUUUGACCUAUUCAUAACUAUGACAAUGAAACUAUAGUUAAACAUGGGCAGAUAUCCGAGUUAGCUUUAUCUGCCUAUAUCAUUCUUACUUGGAUUGCGAGCUGUAAAGACUGAUUUAAAGAGUCACCCACCAACCACCCCAUGCUCCAGCCCCUUCCCUGAUGUAACGAGAUGGUACAAGAUGGUACUUGGAAGUAAUUACGGUAUGUUAUGGGCCCGCCUAGGGAGUCAUAUUGAAUUCUCGGAAACAUUGAACUAUAUUUAGAUCUAUAUAUAAAUAUUAUCUUCGUUGGAUAUUAAACGCUUAUCGACAUUCACUAGACUGUUAUAUCAAUGUUAUUAUGUAUUUAAUAAAAUAAUAAAUAAAGAAUGAAGUGUUUGAGGCAAUUGCUCUAGUAUGAGGUCGCAAUUUUACCAUAGACCUCACGUUUUCUUUACGGAAUUUGGCAACCUGGCAUACAGCCAAUUCCCAUUUACAAAAAUCACUCUAUUUCUGCAUAUGAGUAUAUGUGCUGAGCCAGAUCAGUGUUCUAAGAAAUAUUUCCCUGAUCAUUUUUUCCCAGGGCCCAGCUCAGAGUAUAUGUCUUGCAGGGCAUGCUAGGAUCCAGCUCUAAAUGGAGUAUAUGUUCUAGCCGACUUAGGACCCAGCUCAAAAUCUGUAAAAGUAUAUGUCUUGGGCAGAUUAGGACCCAGCUGCAAAUCAGUAUAUGUCCUAAUCGACUUUCCCCAAGAUCCAGCUUUUCAAUACGAGUAUAUGCCCUGGGAACCGCUCAGCACCCAGCUCUUCGCAGAUAAAAAAUACAGUAUAUAGAGCAGUUGUCCCACACUUCCAUAACCCCACAAACCUUGUGUUCUUAUGCGUGUCGUUAUAUUAAAUAUCUCAAUAUAUAUAUAUAUAUAUAUAUUUAUUAAACGGUGAGGACAUUAAACGUUCAUUAACAACAAGAUUAUAUAAUCUUUCUAGCCGCUGUAAAUUCCCAAAUUCAUCUACUCUGAGUCAGAAUGUGAUCAACUAUCUGGCAAAAUGCUUUUCGUAUUGCAUAGCCCAAAAUAAAGAUGUGGAAAGUUUACAGAAAGCAUUAAAAUGCAUAGUUCCAUAUGCAUUUGGUGACCACAAAAAUUGUAAAGAAACAUGGUGUGGUUUCAAGAAGGAACCUUUGACAUAUAAACACAAGGAUCUCCCACAUCAUAAAGAUUUGCAAGAUGAACAGUUAAAAAGUGCACUUACUUCUUUACUUGAUGAAUAUACAACUGAAACUGUUGUUAAGAAACUUGUACCAUUUGCAAAUUCCCAACGUAAUGAAGCACUCAAUAGCAUCGUAGGAAGCAAAAACCCCAAAAUAAGGUUUUACGGUAGUAGUGAGAGCAGUGACUUUCGGGUUGCUUGUGCUGUAGCACAAAAGAACAUCGGGUAUAGUUACAUCGACAGUACACUAAACCAUCUUGGUAUAGAGCCAGGGAAUAUCUGUAUCACACACAACAGUAAACUAGACAAAAAAAGGGAGAAAGAUAAUUACCGCAAAUCAUUAAAAACCUGCAAAGUAAGACGUCAUCUCCUUCAAAAUGAACGGAUAACAAAAAAUACCAAAAAUGAAGUUAAAGAAGGCAAAACAUAUGAAACUGGUAUUGGUCUUAAUUUGUCAACAGAAAACACACCAGGGCUUGCAAAUAUUGAAUCAAAUGCAAAUGAUCACAAGUUGGAAAAGUUAUUCAAAACAAUUACUAAAAAACAAUGUGAGGAAUUUGACAAGCUUGUUCCACAUUGUAUGGAAAGGCCGCAGGUAGUAUAUAAAACUUACAGCCAAACAAUGCCCUACCAGUUUAUAAUAUUUGACUUGGAGACUUCAGACACUGGUUCAAAGGCAGAAAUAUGUCAACUAUCUGCGAUCACUCAAACUGGUUCCAUGUACUCCUCUUACAUUAUGCCUAAAAAUAACAUAAGUCCUGGGGCAUCUAGAGUAAAUGAUCUUACCGUUGAAAAUAUAAAUGGAACAAGAUCAUUGUGUAAAAACUCUGUUCCUGUUGCAGCAACGUCCCUUGAAAACGCCUUGUCAAGCUUCAUCAAAUUUAUACAACAAGUUUGUUCCAUCAAUUCCUGCGGUACUCAAUCUAUACCAGUUCUUAUUGGCCACAAUGCAGCUGUCUUUGACGUUCCAGUACUUUUACGAAAUUCGGGGAAAUUAUACGAUGAACAGCUUGAUCAGAUCAAUGUCAAUUUUGGUGACAGCUUACCACUUACCAAGUCUUUAAUUCAAAGCCAGCAUGCCCCUCUGAAGUUAACAAAUGGAGAUUACUGUCGUGCAAAUAUAAGUAGUGUUUAUCAGUGCUUGUUUAAAGACGAGUUCAACGCCCAUGAUGCCUUAGAGGAUGUCAAAGCUCUUCGAAAGAUAUUAUUCAGUUCUGAACUAGCAAUUGACAUCAGAACUAUAGUCAACGGCAGCCAAAUACAAACAGUUCGUGAUGCGAGAAUGGACUUGGAUUACAUAGACAAACGACUCGAGCUUUUCCAAACGUUUGUAGGAGGUUUAUAUUGUCCACAAGCAAGUGAAAGUCCAAUCACACGCAGCAUGACUUUAAAAAUCGCUGGUUCUGGCUUGUCUUACAAAAACCUUUGUUGUUUGUACCAAACAUUCGGUGAUGCUGGCGUCGUUGGAAUAUUAUCAAGAGUGCAUUAUUGUCAACAACAACCAAAGUGUAUGCGAUCCGGUGACAAGAAACCACGAGUAACGAAUCAUAAAAGGAUUCUCAAAAACAUUUUACUGCACUUUGAAUCGAAGUACGGAUAUAAAACUCACGAUCAAGAACAACAAUAA
Molecule: messenger RNA, 3186 nt
Organism: Paramuricea clavata
Lineage: Eukaryota; Metazoa; Cnidaria; Anthozoa; Malacalcyonacea; Plexauridae
Source: the annotation of a GenBank genome assembly